Messenger RNA from Dromaius novaehollandiae (emu), 3169 nucleotides. RefSeq names its product kinesin family member 18B (gene KIF18B). Gene Ontology annotation, biological process: microtubule-based movement. Bases 139 to 2721 code for a protein of 860 amino acids. Gene Ontology annotation, molecular function: microtubule motor activity; microtubule binding; ATP binding. The record is from RefSeq and is a predicted model, not a curated record. NCBI's taxonomy places the organism in Eukaryota, Metazoa, Chordata, Aves, Casuariiformes, Dromaiidae. The transcript has 16 exons.
AAGGGCCAGAGGGGGUUGCCGGGAGAUUUGAAAGCGGCGAAGCGGAAGCGGUUGGAGCCUCUGCGGACCCCCGGGGCGCGUGGGGCCGAGGGGGGUAGCGUCUCCCAGCCGGCGCUGGGCCCCGCUGCCUGCAGCCCCAUGGCGCUGGGCCCGCCGCCCGAGGAGGGCACCGUCUCCGUCGUGGUGCGCGUGCGGCCCCCCAGCCCCCGCGAGCGGGAGGGGGCCGCGCACGCCGUGCUGCACGUCGUCGACCAGCACAUCCUUGUCUUCGACCCUGAUGAGCCCGGUGGCCUCCCGGGCGGCCUGUUGGCCGGCCACAAACCCAAGCACCGCGGCAAGGACCUGAAGUUCAUCUUUGACCGGGUUUUUGGGGAGGGAGCCACGCAGGAGGAGGUGUUCCAGCACACCACCCGGGAGGUGCUGGACGGUGUCCUCAACGGCUACAACUGCUCCGUGUUCGCCUACGGUGCGACCGGAGCGGGGAAAACCUACACCAUGCUGGGCUCUGAGAAGAGCCCGGGCAUCAUGUACCUCACCAUGGUGGAGCUGUACAAGAGGAUCGAGGCCAGAAAGGACGAGAAGAGCUGUGAGGUGCUCAUCUCCUACCAGGAGGUGUACAACGAGCAAAUUCACGACCUCCUGGAGCCCAAGGGCCCUUUGGCAAUCCGGGAAGAUCCCGAGAAAGGCGUCGUGGUUCAGGGUCUCUCCUUCCACCAGCCCAAAUCGGCAGAGCAGCUCCUGGAGAUGUUGGCCAACGGCAACAAAAACCGCACGCAGCACCCCACCGACGCCAACGCCACCUCCUCCCGCUCGCACGCGGUCUUCCAGAUCUACGUGAAGCAGCGGGACCGUGUUGUCGGCCUCGCUCAGGACCUGCAAGUAGCCAAGAUGAGUUUGAUCGACCUGGCAGGCUCAGAGAGAGCUUCGGUCACCAAGACCAAAGGAGAGCGGCUCCGGGAGGGUGCCAACAUCAACCGCUCGCUGCUGGCCCUCAUCAACGUCAUCAACGCUCUGGCCGACGCGAAGAGCAAGAAAACCCACAUCCCAUACAGGGACAGCAAGCUCACGCGGUUGCUGAAGGACUCCAUCGGCGGCAACUGCCGCACCAUCAUGAUCGCUGCCGUGAGCCCCUCCGCGCUGGCCUACGAGGACACCUACAACACGCUCAAGUAUGCCAGUCGGGCCAAGGAGAUCAAGCUGUCGCUGAAGAGCAACGUGCUCAGCCUCGACUGCCACAUCAGUAAAUACGCCGUGAUCUGCGAGCAGCUGAAAGCGGAGGUGGCAGAUCUGCGGGCGAAACUCCACGCCUACGAGGGCAGGGCCGAGGAUGCAGAAAAGCAGGUGCUGGCGCCGCUGGCUCCCCCCAGCUCGAGCCCGGUGGGGCUGCCCAGGUUGGAGGAAGCUGUCCCACAGACACGCUCGGACCCCCAGGUUUCCUGGGACGGUGACCAAGAGGCAGUUGCAGCACAGCCGCAGUUGGAAGCCCAACGGCCUGUUCAGCCACAGAAGCUGGAACGGGAGGAAGAGGCUCAAGAAGAAAUGCCCCCCAGCAGCCCCAGAGCAUCCCAUCACACAGAUCUCCAGCUGGAAACGAAGAAAGCAAGCCUUCCUCUACAGGGGUUGUCCAACAGCCGGACAGAGACCCUCAUAGCUGCUGUCCUGAGCAUUGCCCGGAGGCAGUACUCCCUCCUGAAGGCUGCCAACCUCUUAACUCCUGACAUGGUCUCCGAAUUUGAGGAACUGGAGCUCAAGGUCCAAAAGGAGGCUGGUGCGAGCCUGGAACAAGCCAGGCUGCCGCACAGACCCGCAGAGACCAGCGGGGCUGCUCCAGCCCGAGGGACGCAGCAGGACUGUCGCGCUGAGGCAUCUGUCAGCGUUCCUGCCACCGAGCACAGUGCCCCUGUGACCAGAGCCGCUCUGCGACGCUGGCAGCAGCUUGCUCCGCUCGCCAGCCCCACGCUGAAGGCUCCCGGCCUGGCUAAGAAGAGGAAGAGGUCGGAGAUGAGAAGCGCUUCCAGACGAGGAACUCCCCACAGCCUCAAAACGCAGGCAAAACGCCAGCGCAAAUCCUCCCCGCCGGACCUGCGGAAGGGCUCCGGGAGAGAAGCGGAGACUCCUGGGGCGAUGCAGAGCCAGGGCACCCCCUCUCCCGAAGGGACUGAGUCCUCCCAGCUGCCGCCAUGUCGCACCCCCAAAAUCUGCCCGUCGACGGUCACCAAAAGGCGCCCGCCCCUGGCGACGUCGGCCGCCCAAAACUGCUGCACCCCAGCUGCCCUGACUCUCCGCGACCUCAACAUGACUUUCGACCUCUCCGAGGACAGCGGUUCUCCGGACGUGGCCAAGCCAGGGACCUUCAGCCUGCCCCAGUUCCCCGGCUGGGAGAACGUCCAGUGCCUCUUCAACAAGCAGGACGGCCCCUUUGCGCCCAGAACCUCCAUCCCGGUGUUCACCAUGAGGGGCUCCUCCAUCCCCAAGCCCUCCUCCGUCUCCAAAGCGUCCACCCAGAAGCGGAGGCGAUCGGUGAGCACUGCUUCCCGCUCGCUGGGAGGGCUCCAGAGCCGCAUCACCCGCCUCCCGGGCGGCAGCUGGAGGUCCGCGCAGCCCCCGAGGGUCGCAGAACAUCGUUCGGGCAGCCUUGGCCAGAAGGGCAGCAAGAGAAGCACGAAAGAGGUAGCAGCCUCUGCUGCCCCCAAACCCCAGGCCAUGAAGCUCCUAUGCUGAUUGCCCCCAAAGUCCAGGACCCCUUGCCGUGGCCUAGCCCCCUCCUGGGGGCCCAAACCCAGGUGCCAGAAUUUGCCUUUCUCUACGAGCCCCAUCGCAUCCUUCCAGCUCCUUCCUUGAGGUGUGGGGACCGAUCUGCCCCUUCUUCUCUGCUCUGUAUGAGGGAAGGAGCUCAGGGCCUUGUUCCCAGCCGCCUCCUGCCCUGUGUCCACCCUGGGGCCCCCCAAAACUGGCCAAACACCUUCCAGCUCCCAUUGCCGGGGUCUGGCAACGUCCUGGAAUACAUUUGCCUUCGCUUGGCACAGCUCUGUAUGUUUUUGUAGCAGAUGGAUUAUUGCUGUUCCCUCUCAGCCCCUCUGUAAUCCGCGCCGGGGUGUCGAGUGCUAACAGAUGGGUGCUGCUAAGAAAUAACACAAGCUUUUAAUAAAUCUUUUCGCUUAAAACCGGA